AUGAGCGCGGCGCUCUUCGACGAAGACGACGAGCACGAAGAUGGCAAGUACGGUUCCCAAGCGUUUGUCCGUCGACGGUGGUUUUGGGAGGAGGAGGGUUUCGACAGGAAGAUGAUCUCGAAAUUUGUUACAUGUGGUUUCGAUAACAGCGCUCAGAGAGGGUGUAUAGUGAAUUGGGAAGGGCAAGGAAAUUGUCUCUCAAAGAAAAUAAUAGCAAAGAAAUUGUUUGAAGCAAUGAAUGAAUCAAGGAGAAAGGAGAAGGGCGAUUCCAUGCAAGGACCUGACCUUUUCUGCAGCAAUCCAGUUCCGGAUUUACCAGCUGAGAACAAUUUACAGAUUUUGCGAAGGCCGGGGAGGAGACAAGAGCCAAUAAAGGCACCUCCAGGCUAUCUUUUUGCACCUACAGAUGAAGAUCUCGCUUUCAAAUACCUCUUGGGCAAAAAGCUCCGUAACUUAGUUCCUUAUGAUGUCGUAAGAGAGGCCGAUGUGUACGAGACCCACCCAGAGAAACUUACCCAGAAAUUUGAGAAAUGGGGAGCAAACGGUAAAUGGUACUUCUUCACCACAAGAAGAGGAGACAAUGGUGAUGGCCACACUAAUGACAGAGUAGGGUACUGGAAAGCUACACGGUUGGAUGAGCAAAUGCAAGGUCCUUAUAAUAAAGUUGCAGUGAAGAAAACUCUGGUUUAUUAUUUAGCCAAGCCCCCUCUUGGCACCAAAACCACCUGGAUCAUGCGCCAGAUUGUACUUGUUGACGCUCAAAAGCAGUCCAAUAACCCGGAUGUGUCAAUGACUGACGAUGAAUUGGCAUUAUGUGUCAUCACAAGGAAACGAUUGGUUGACUCAGACUAGAACACCACCAAGAAGGUAAUGGAAGCAUGCGACGUCUGCAGUCUGAGCUUGAUUCUGAAGUUGUAUGGAGAGUUUACUUUUUGGAUAGAUUCCAAAUUUUGAUUCAACUGGGCAUUUUGAUCUGUAUACGAUAUUUUCCAGAUGCAUGCGUCUUGAAAAUUCUAGCUAUACAGUUAAUUCAAUUUCAGUUUCUCGGGUUGUGUAG
Messenger RNA from Asparagus officinalis (garden asparagus), 1057 nucleotides. RefSeq names its product NAC transcription factor 29-like. The coding region runs from base 1 to 852 and encodes 283 amino acids. NCBI's taxonomy places the organism in Eukaryota, Viridiplantae, Streptophyta, Magnoliopsida, Asparagales, Asparagaceae. The record is from RefSeq and is a predicted model, not a curated record. The transcript has 5 exons. Gene Ontology annotation, biological process: regulation of DNA-templated transcription. Gene Ontology annotation, molecular function: DNA binding.